Messenger RNA from Mustela erminea (ermine), 2719 nucleotides. It is a transcript of the gene KEL, whose product is annotated as Kell metallo-endopeptidase (Kell blood group). Gene Ontology annotation, biological process: protein processing. Gene Ontology annotation, molecular function: metalloendopeptidase activity. Bases 500 to 2605 code for a protein of 701 amino acids. NCBI's taxonomy places the organism in Eukaryota, Metazoa, Chordata, Mammalia, Carnivora, Mustelidae. Gene Ontology annotation, cellular component: plasma membrane. The transcript has 19 exons. The record is from RefSeq and is a predicted model, not a curated record.
GAGUCAAGUGGCAGAAGUUCCCCCUCUCCAGGACCAAUGAACUGGGGUGGGGGUAGGAGGGAGGCCAUUUUCCUGAACCUGUUUUAAGACUCAGCACUUAGAGCAGAACCAGGAAGCUUCGGGGAGCCAGAGAGGACUGAGAGAGGGCAAGUCCCCCGGAGAAAACUGUUCCCUUCUGGGGUCAGAUGGCCAGGGUGGGGGUGGAUGGCUCUGUGUGCGAGUGCUGUGCCCCCCCAGGAGAGAGGAAGGAACGUGAGGCUUGGAGAGCAGAGACUGGAAAGGAGAGGGAGGAAAGCAGGGGUGCAUCCAGGGGAGGGGCCCCUCCGAAGCCCUUCUGGGAACACUGCCCUGGAUGAUAGCGCCUGUGUGACAGGAAGCGUCCAAACGACCUGCUAUAACUCUCUUGAAUGCCCCCCUUCCUGAACUAGCUUCUCUCCCCUCCAUCCUCCUCAGCUCAGGAGGGUGGAGACCAGAGUGGGGAAGCAGCCGGGCCGGGGGAAUGAGCCGGGCAGGUGGAAUGAGGCCUCCCCGGAACCAGGAGAGAUCUCCAGAAGAAAGGCUGCCCACUGCCACUGAACCCAGUGGACAGUGGUCCGUGGUCAAGCGGGUGCUAAUGGCUGGCCUGCUUUUCAGUGUGCUCCUUGGUUUCUCUGUGCUUUUGGUGUACAUCUUCCGGAGCUGUGGCCCUCGCCCCUGUACGACUCCUGUGUGUUGGGAUCUCCUGGCUCGUUACCUGGCCUCUGGAAACACCAGUGUGGCCCCCUGCACCGAUUUCUUCAGCUUUGCCUGUGGACAGGCCAAAGGGACCGAUCAUUCUUUCCAGGCUCUUGCAGAGGAGAAUAAGAGCCGACUUCGGAGAAUACUGGAAGCCCCAGGUUCCUGGCACCUGGGCUCUGGAGAGGAGAAAGCCUUCCAGUUCUACAGGUCCUGCAUGGACACAGAUGCCAUCGAAGCUGUUGGGGCUGCCCCCCUCAGACAAGUCAUUGAGGAGCUUGGAGGCUGGCGAAUCUCCGAGCCUAUCUACAACCUCGUCCCACCCCUCCAUACUCGCCAGUCAUCCAGUAUCUCUUGUGUCCAGAUAGACCCGCCAGAGUUUGAUGUUCCCCUCAAGCAAGAGCAGGAACAGAAGAUCUAUGCUCAGAUUGUGCGGGAAUACGUGACUUACCUGAACCAGCUGGGAACCUUGCUGGGAGGAGAACCAAACAAAGUACAAGAACAUGCCUACCUGUCCAUCUCCAUUACCUCACAGCUGUUUCAGUUUCUGAGGCCCCUGGAGCAGCGGCGGGCACAGGGAAAGCUCUUCCACAUGGUCACUAUUGACCAACUGCAGGAAAUGGCUCCUGCCAUCGACUGGUUGUCCUGCUUGCAAGCAACAUUCACGCCAAUGCCGUUGAGCCCCUCCCAGCUUCUCUUGGUCCAUGAUCUGGAGUAUUUGAAAAACAUGUCUCAACUGGUGGAAGAGCAGCUGUCAUAUCACAGAGACUUUCUGCAGAGCCACAUGAUCUUGGGGCUGGUGAGGACCCUUUCUCCAGCCCUGGACAGUAAAUUCCAAGAGGCACGCAGAUCAUUGAUCCAGAAACUGGGGGAGCUGACCGAAAGACCACCUAUGCCUUCCCGCCCUCGAUGGAUGAAGUGUGUGGAGGAUACAGGAACCUUCUUCCAGCCUACUCUGGCAGCCUUGUUUGUCCGUGAGGCCUUCAGCCCGAGCACCCAAAGUGCUGCUAUGGAAUUGUUCACUGCAAUCAAGAAUGCCCUCAUCAGCCGCCUCAGAAGGGUUCCCUGGAUGGAUGAGAAGACCCGGCAAGAGGCCCAGAACAGGGUCACCCAACUGCAGGUGAAGAUGGGGGCCCCAGAAUGGGCCCUGGAGCCAUCACAGGCCAGACAGGAAUACAACGAUAUACAGCUUGGACCCAGCUACCUGCAGUCCUUCCUGAGCUGUUUCCGAUCCCUCCAAGCUAGAACUGUCCAGAGCUUCUUGCAGUCUUUCCCCUACCACAGGUGGAAGGUAUCCCCCUGGGGGGUCAGUGCUUAUUAUUCAAUACCUGACCAUGUGGUGGUCUUCCCAGCUGGACUCCUCCAACCGCCAUUCUUCCACCCUGGCUACCCCAGAGCCGUGAACUUUGGCGCUGCUGGCAGCAUUAUGGCCCAUGAGCUGUUGCACAUCUUCUACCAGCUCUUACUCCCUGGGGGCUGCCCAGCCUGUGACACCCGUGCCCUACAGGGGGCGCUGCUGUGUAUGAAACACCACUAUGAGACCAUUCCCUUACCCAAUGGAACCUCCUUCAAUGGAUCGCGGACAUUCCUGGAGAAUGCUGCAGACAUUGGUGGGCUGGCCAUUGCACUGCAGGCAUAUAGCAAGAGGCUGUUAUGGCACCAUGGGGAGACCACCCUGCCGAACCUGGACCUCAGUCCUCAGCAACUCUUCUUCCGAAGCUAUGCCCAGGUGAUGUGUAGGGAGCCUGGCACCCAGGAGCCCCAGGAUUCUCACAGCCCACCCACCCUUCGAGUCCACGGGCCACUCAGCAACACCCCAGCUUUUGGCAGGCAUUUCCACUGUCCACACGGUACCCUCUUGAACCCCUCUAGCCACUGCCAACUCUGGUAGCCUGGCUACCACAGAGACUUCAAUCAGGUGACACAACGUCUCCCUGCUCCGUUCAUAGAAUCAGGUGACAAUCGCCUUUCUCCUUCCCUUCCAAAAAUAAAAGCUGGCACUUGG